This is a messenger RNA of Metopolophium dirhodum (rose-grain aphid), 2816 nucleotides long. Its product is annotated as gametogenetin-binding protein 2-like. Gene Ontology annotation, cellular component: nucleus; cytoplasm. The record is from RefSeq and is a predicted model, not a curated record. The transcript is spliced from 12 exons. The coding region runs from base 357 to 2522 and encodes 721 amino acids. Lineage: Eukaryota; Metazoa; Arthropoda; Insecta; Hemiptera; Aphididae.
CACUGACCACCGCCACUCGUCGCUCGCACGUACUUGUACACCGCGCUCGCAAUAAAGGCGGAUGUGUACUCGCCAGCGUUUCGCCCGUUUCCUACAAGACAGUUGUCGUCUGUAAAUCGUUUAAUAAGCUUCGUACAUUUUUUGACGAGUGUUGAACGAACGGUCAAAGGCCCCAGACGCCAUUAACACGUUCGUAGUUUUUUUCGGAUCUACGUCGUCCGUAUUCGGCUCGCGUCCGCCCGUGUGUGUGUUAUUAAUAAUAAUAAUAUCAACACACGCACACGCUCGCGUAUAUAUAUAGGUAUAUAAGGUCAAUGGUAUUCGGUGACGGUAUCGCGACCGCACAGCAGUCAUAAAUGUUGCAAACAGAGAGGAUGCCCGACCUGGUGGAAGUGAUGAGAAUGGGCAAGGACCAUCGUCUCAAGCAUAGGCAGUUGCCUCUUCAAGUUGAUGAGAACUUGACUUUGGUGAUGGAUCUUAGCAACGAAGAUUUAGUACAAGAAGUAAAACAAGUACCACCAUUAAAACUUCAAUCUUUGGAUAGUUUUGUGAAAAAAUAUCGCAUGCUAAAUAAACGCGAACUGCAAGAUGUAUUAAAAGUGUCCAUUAAAGAAAUAUUAGAUAUAAUGAGUGAAAGUAUCGACUGUGUUGGGUGUCGUAGGAGUGCUGAAAAAUUAUUUGGUGAAAUGGCCAAACUUGGUCAAAAUGCAUUGUUUCCUCUUGUUGUAGUUAAUAACAACUUUAUUUCUAUAAGAUAUGAAUUUUAUGAUGAAGAAAGAUGCAUGUUUAAUUUACUUCAGAAUACAAAUGGGAAUCGCUUAUCAUCAAUAGCAUCUAGUCGAAGGCAAUCAAAAAAAAGUAAAAGAUGUGUUUACCAUUCCCUUGAGUCACAAAGACUUGUCAGACCAAUGGCAAGCGGGUGGCAAGAUAUAUGGAGACAUAUGACUGAACCAUGUAGAGAUGAAAUAGUGCUUAUUGAAGCUAGUAGUUUAUUAAGCACACUGGAUAACUAUCUCAGAAAACAUAGAUUUUGUGGUGACUGCCGUACAAAAGUGAUGAAAGCAUAUGCACUGCUUAUUGAAGAAGAAGAUCCGUCCAAAGAAAAAGGUUAUAUUGAAGAACUUUAUGCCGGUAUUAAAAGAUGUGUGGGGGACAAACAUGUCCAUUUGGACACUGAUAUUAAUUAUAUUGGUGCAUUGAUAAGCCGUGCUGAACCAGAAUUAAUGGGAAAUCGUAGGGAACGACAUGCUAAAACUAUCGAGAUUGCUCAAGAAGAGGUUUUAACAUGCCUGGGUAUUUGUGUAUAUGAACGAUUACACAGAAUACAAUUGAGGAUUAGAGAAGAACAAUAUACUUGCCAAGUUCUCGCAGCAGCAGCUAUUGAUGGUCUUGCCAGAAGAUUUGAAACUGCCAUUGAAGUAAAACAAGGAUUUACCAAGUUAGAUCAGUUUUACAAUGAAUUUUCAAAAAAAGAGAAAAAGACCCAAAAAAGAAAACGGCUCAGGAAACAAAAAAGAUCACAAAAAAAAGAAACCCUACCAUCGUUGGUAAUCUGUUGUGAUGCUGAUGAUUGUUCAUGUGUUGAUGUGGACGAAGAAGAAAUUGAUUUUGGUGAAGAUGAUAUUGAUUUUGUGGAUGAUGUUGAUGAUGAAGAUGAUGAUUAUGACGGAGUACAAUCUGAUGAAAGAGAAGAUUCUGAUGAAAAUUGUAAUCAUGUUGAUACGAAAUGUACAUGUGAAAACAUACAGUUGAUUGAACGAGUGAGAAAACAACUUAAACUGUCUGGUGACCGAAAGAAAAGUGUUUCAACUCCAAUUAAACCCUGCAGCUGUGUUGAAUGUAAUUCUAAAGGGACAAGAAAAUCAAAAAAGAAAAAAAGUAGCGGAGAGAAAGAAAAACGCAAUAAAAAAAAACAGACAAAAAACAGCAAAAAAAACACAAAAAAAAUUAAGAAAUCCCCAGUUCAAUUACAAAGUCAAGUACAAAAAAUAAAUGUUUAUGAUUUGAUUGAAGAUGAAGAGGAUGAUGAUAUUGAAAUUGAAGAUAUGACCGACCGUCAUUCUGCUGAUGAGCAUCAAUCAGAAGGUGGCGACUGCAAGUCUAGUGUAAUCAAUCAUGAUCUACCUGGCAGUUGUAGUUCUUGUCCAUCGUUAUGCGACCAUUCACAAGACUAUGGUUAUGCAUCAGCUGAAAAUAACAACCACAGUAAUAGUACUAGCUCACCUGACGGUUCAGAUGUGGCGUGCUCUGAAGGAUUUUGUAACCACUCAGGAGAGGUACCAUCAUUAAAAAUUAAGUGUUAUUCUAAUAUGGGGACAUUAUCCUGUAAGUCAUUGCCACUUCAACAGUUGUUAAUAGAAGAACUGGAGAAGAAUGCUAUUGUCGUAGAUGAUACCAUAAUACCGUCAGAGGAGGUGGAGAUGUACAAAGUCUGUGCAAUGUUAGUGAAUGAGAAACGUCUAAAACUUAGGGAGACACUAAAGAGUGGUUUCGCUAAUUUAAAAGACCCUCAGUCCUUAUGAGUCAUUGUUGGAGUGUCAUUCUCACUUCCCUUAUUCCAAAACAUUUUUAAGAAAACCGUUUUAGUUAAUUUUUUUCAUUAUACUUAUAUAAUAAUAUAGAAACAUUUUUUUUUCUUUAUUUGCAUACAUAAACACAAUAUUACGUUAGUUAAUAUUUGUGAAUAAUUUGUUCUGACCUUUUGAUUAGAUCAAUACAAAUUUAUUUAAGAAUAUUUUUUAUAUUAUAAAUUAAAAUUUAUUAGAGGAAUAUAAUAGUUUAUUUGAUAACCAUUAUUAAAGAAAAAAGAAAAAGUA